This is a messenger RNA of Grosmannia clavigera kw1407, 1566 nucleotides long. RefSeq names its product metallopeptidase. NCBI's taxonomy places the organism in Eukaryota, Fungi, Ascomycota, Sordariomycetes, Ophiostomatales, Ophiostomataceae. The transcript has 2 exons. The coding region runs from base 1 to 1566 and encodes 521 amino acids. Gene Ontology annotation, cellular component: mitochondrion. The record is from RefSeq and is a predicted model, not a curated record. Gene Ontology annotation, molecular function: manganese ion binding; metalloaminopeptidase activity.
AUGGAACACGCCCUGCCUAUACGCCGACCGACGGCAAUCUGUCUACAGCAGCUGGGGCGGUUCGUGGCGCUUCCGCUCUGUGCUGCUGCACAGCAGCAGCAGCAGCAAUGUCGGCCGUGCAGCGCGCAAUUCCACCAGAGCCGAUUGAUCUCGUCAGCACCGUGCCAUCCCAGGCGAAAGGGCAGCUGUGCUCGGCCGAGCCACAGGUCGUACGCCUCUGUCUCGGCAGCCGAUCUGCUCUUUGGCCAGCCGGUGCACGAGACACAUCCACACCUUCUGGAGGCAGGCGAGCUCACCCCCGGCAUCUCGGCCCAGGAGUACUAUGAGCGUCGUUGUGCUCUUGCCGCCGGGCUGCCCGCCGACUCGGCCGCCGUGCUGCCUGCUGCCGACAUCAAGUUCCGCUCCGGUGCCGUCUUCUUUCCCUUCCGCCAGGAAUCCGACUUUUUUUAUCUGACCGGCUUCUCCGAACCGGAGGCACUGGCCGUCGUGCGCAAGACCGGCCCCGGUCGCGAGGACUGUGAAUUCUCGCUCUUGGUCCGGCCCAAGGACGCCCGCGCCGAGCAGUGGGCCGGUCCCUGGAGCGGCAUCGACGCCGCGCGUGACGUCUUUAACGCCGACGAGACGGCCAGCAUCCACGCCGCCGAGACCGUGCUGCCGCGGCUGCUACAGGGCGUGAGCACCGUCUACACCGAUGCGCCGCCGCAGUCGCGCGUGGCUACAAUCCUGCAGGCUGUCUCUGGCCUCGGCCGGACGCUACCGCUGGCUCCUGUCGUCGCCCAGCAGCGCGCUUUCAAGAGCUCCGCCGAGAUCGCAAACAUGCGACGGGCUGGCCAGCUCUCUGGCCGCGCUCUCACCGACGCCAUGCGCCAGCCGUGGACCCGCGAAAAGGAUCUCGCCAACUUCCUCGCCCAUGGCUUCACCCGCGACGGCGGCGACGGUAUCGCCUACGUCCCCGUCGUCGCCGGAGGUCCCCGUGGCCGCCUUAUCCACUAUGUCCUCAACAAUGCCGCACUCACUUCCGGCGAGACUGUCCUAGUCGACGCUGGCGGCGAGUACGGCACCUACAUCACCGACAUCACCCGCACCUGGCCCGUCAGCGGCCGCUUCUCUCCUCCCCAGCGCGAUCUCUACGAAGCUGUGCUCCGUGUCCAGCGCUCGUCCGUCUCGCUGUGCCGCGCUGCUGGCCGCCUCUCCCUCGACCAGAUUCACCGCAUCACAAGCGAGGGCCUGCGCUCUGAGCUGACUAAGCUCGGCUUCGACCUCGGCUCCGGCGACUCUGCCCUCAACGUGCUCUUCCCUCACCACGUCGGCCACUAUGUCGGCCUCGACGUCCAUGACACCCCAAGCUACCCGCGCCACAUCCCGCUGCGUGCCGGACACUGCGUCACCAUCGAGCCUGGCAUCUACGUGCCCGACGACACCCAUUGGCCUGCCCACUUCCGCGGCCUGGCCGUUCGCAUCGAGGACAGCAUCUGCGUCGACGAGGAGGACCCUCACAUACUCACGACGGAGGCAGUCAAAGAGGUCGUCGACAUAGAGGCACUACGCGAGGUUGCAGAGAUAUAA